AUUUUGCGCAUGCGCACCAACGAAAUUCAUAAAAAAGGUUGAAGUUAGAAUACAAGACGGUAUGCAUUGGUAAUGUUCAAGUCUUUUCAUCAGGAAAACAUUAAAUAGUAGAAAAAUAAGACGUCGUAAGUUUAACGUAAUGAGUGGAAAAUCAGGUAUAGUGUAAGCAGAAAAAUUGUGGAUUCAAAUAGUCAGGUUGGUUGUGGCUAUCGCACGAAAUUUAGAUCUUUAAUGACAUAACCUGAUGCGCUUGUCAGUUGAUUGGUGGAUCUAAAAUACGAGAUUUGAUAUUGUAACAAACAUUCCAACGAAAUAUCAGGGCAUAGUUAAUGUUGAUAUAUAAGGCAUAUUUACAUACAUAAAUGCCCUACAACUAAAAGGCGUACAGCUCUACGCUACACCGGUGAGUUCCAACACAAAAUAUUGCUUGGUAGUACGGCGGACACUCAAAGCCAACUAACCAUGUCUGUACAAAGUGUUGCUCUGGCAUCUCUCACGGCCACCUAUACCGACUCGGAGGGCGAAGACGGGGUGGAAGACGACCUUCAGGAGAAUUCGAACACUCCCCAGGGGGCCGCCCCGCAUAAUGCCCAAGUCGGUCAGCCCCAGGCUUUCACCAGUCCCAAAUCUGGCACAUCAGCCUCAAAUAGUCCCGUUGUUGCACCCAACGUCGGUGGCAAGUCUAGUAACGAUUUGUCGAAUGCACCCACCUUAGUAACAGAUGUGACAUCUAAGGUGCAAAGAUUGGUUUCAUACUUUGAUGAUGCAAUAGUCUCCGAUGACGAGGGAGUGGUACAAACACAAAUCGAUGGACAGCCUUUUGAAAAUGGAAGGCCCUCCUCGAUUAUGGAAUGCUCUCCCUCUUGUCAAGGAGAACAGUUAGUUUCAGAUAGCGAGGUGGAUCCCUAUGGCGUUGUUAUACCACCAGAGCCAUCAGGACAGUGUCCUGUGGAACUACAGGAAAAGAUAACAAAACUUUUUAGGAAAAUGGAGAGCGGCGGUUUGGAUAUGAACAAAGUUAUACAACAAAGGAAGGAUUUUAGAAAUCCAUCCAUUUACGAAAAACUUGUUCAAUUUUGUAGCAUCAAUGAAUUGGGUACUAAUUAUCCUCCUGAUAGAUUCGAUCCAUUUAAGUGGGGUAAAGAUUCAUAUUACGAGGAGCUCGCCAAAGUUCAAAAGGCAAAAAUGGAUAAACUCGAGAAGGCUAGGAAAGAGAAAACAAAAAUCGAAAUUGUUUCUGGUACAGCUAAGCGACCCAAUAGUUCUAGUACAACGGAAGAUGAUGCUAAAAAAAGAAAAAGUAAAUGGGAUCAAGUUGCAACUGGAGCUACUGCCUCGAUAAAGCCAACUGUGCUGUUAUCUCAACCAACUCUUACCACUUUAACAUCAUCUGCAACUGGCACCAAAGCAACGGUAAUAUCUGCUUUUGGAUCUUUACCAAAGAAAAGACUGUAACAUACCCUGUAAAUCACUUGUAAAUAUUACGUUUUUCGAAAAAGCAACAGUUCAUCCUUCAUUUAAUGUUGUUCCAUAUAGAAAAGGAAAUCGCAGCGGAUUUCGCAUAAAUGUGAAUAUAAUAUAGACUCGCAUAACAUGCGAUCAUAUAUUCAUAUAGCCAUACAUGUUAUCCAUAAGAUUGAUUUAUCAAAUUUAAUUGUUGGUUUUGUUGAACAUACCGAAUCGACCUUUCAUUUUAUAUAUAAUGGGAUAAACUGUUUUGAAAGUAUAUCCUUAGUAUGACUUCUGUCAGAAUGAUUAUCAACAAGGAUGUAUCAAGUCGACAGCUUUCAAUCACAUAUACAGAAAAUUAUGCAAGAGAAGGAAAGAAGAAAUAAUAUAAAACUAAGAAAGAAAGAUUUCUUAGAAAAAGAAGAUUUUGAAAUUCAUGAAAUGAGAAAUAAGGUAUUGAUCGACCGUUAUAUUGAGUUUUUUUUGUGCUUUCUUCCUCUAUGAAAUACUUUUAAUUUAAGAUAAAUUUUGAUAUUUUUCGUGACAUUAUUUUCCACGUUAAUAGUGUCUUACUUAGUGGACUAAAAGGAAGGUAUAUAGGAGAUAUAAAG
This is a messenger RNA of Bombus impatiens (common eastern bumble bee), 2060 nucleotides long. Its product is annotated as SAP30-binding protein. The transcript has 2 exons. The coding region runs from base 463 to 1455 and encodes 330 amino acids. Gene Ontology annotation, cellular component: nucleus. The record is from RefSeq and is a predicted model, not a curated record. Gene Ontology annotation, biological process: regulation of DNA-templated transcription. Lineage: Eukaryota; Metazoa; Arthropoda; Insecta; Hymenoptera; Apidae.